CACCUGGGCAGGGAGCAGGGGCGCCCACUAGCUAAAUGCUAAUGAGGCUGCCACACUGUGGGGAAACAGUAAUCGCCCGCGACAGCAGUCACAGCCUCUUAAGUGGAAACUAACGUGUGAAAACAGAGGGUUUGAGUUGUUUUCAAGAGGGUUUGAGGCAGGAUACAGAACGGGGACUGGUUGUUGAAGUGCCCCAAAAGUGCAUUGAACUGCCGUAAGAUUUGAGGCAGAUUUCGGCGUAUAAAUAGCUGUUGCAAUGCCUUCAAACAGCCAAAACAGACUCAGCCACAGGAUGUUGGGCAAGGACACAAGUGCAAUAACGGCAGUACAGGUCUCCAGGCGGCACUGGCCGCUCGUCAUGCUGAUCUUCCUGGCCGUCGUCCAGGGCCAUGUCCAUCAGCUGCAGCAGGGCAGCCACAAGCUGUGCGGCCAGGCCCUGUCCGACGCCAUGGACGUGGUCUGUGCCCACGGCUACAACACGCUGCCGCAGAAAAAGAGUUCCACAGUGGAUGCCCAAGAUGAUGAUGCACCCGAGUAUGCGUUGAGCCCUCUGCUCUCCAGCCUCUAUGGGGCAGAGGUGCUCAUCAAGACGCGGCGACAUCGGAGACAGCGGUCAUCGGGUGGCAUCUACGACGAGUGCUGUGUGUACUCUUGCCGCUACGAGGAGCUGGCCUCCUACUGCCUCCCCAAAUAA
This is a messenger RNA of Drosophila persimilis, 694 nucleotides long. It is a transcript of the gene Ilp1, whose product is annotated as probable insulin-like peptide 1. NCBI's taxonomy places the organism in Eukaryota, Metazoa, Arthropoda, Insecta, Diptera, Drosophilidae. Gene Ontology annotation, molecular function: hormone activity. The record is from RefSeq and is a predicted model, not a curated record. Gene Ontology annotation, cellular component: extracellular region. The coding region runs from base 257 to 694 and encodes 145 amino acids. The transcript has a single exon.